AUGUUUCUCGGUGAGCUCUGCUGGGAGUGGAAACGCAUAUGCACUANNNNUAUUGCGGAGCGAGCGGAGCAUAUACCGCAACAACAGGCACUUUCGCGUUGUGCGUGCGUGCGUGCAGAAUUAUUCUGGCUUAACUACGAAGCGCGGGAGGCCAUCAGAUAG
Messenger RNA from Perkinsus marinus ATCC 50983, 162 nucleotides. RefSeq lists its product as hypothetical. The record is from RefSeq and is a predicted model, not a curated record. NCBI's taxonomy places the organism in Eukaryota, Perkinsozoa, Perkinsida, Perkinsidae. The transcript is spliced from 2 exons. The coding region runs from base 1 to 162 and encodes 53 amino acids.